CAGAUGGCCGGGGCCUCGCGCGAAUCUGCCGAUCGCGAUGUUAUUCACGCACACAAGCGCGCAGUCACUUUUAUAUAGUGGAGUUCGUGCAUCUGCACGCGAAAGUGCACGCGCGCGCGCGAGGACGCUUCCAACCGGUUUCCUCCUCUCCCCAAUCUCUUGGGCCGAGAAAUGCCCCGCUCGCGUUGUGUACGAGGCGAUGCACGGUCCCCUUCCUUCGGCCGUUGAUACCGCCUUGGCCAACGGGUGUACACAAAGAGAAAACGAAGCGGGCCCGUUGUGUGCAGCAUCACUCCACGCCGCCGGCGCACCAGUCGUGGCUUCCUCCUCCUCUUCCUCCCUCCUCUCUCCUCCUCCUGCUGCCGUCGGAGCGGAGUGUCCGACGUUCAGUCCUCCGCCUGCGGUGUUCGUGUGCACUGCCGUCGAAGGAACGACUUCACAGCUCUCGGCGAUAUGCAGCAGCACCUGUCGUGAGCGGCGUGUAAAAGCGCCGCCGUGGCCGUUGUCGCCCGUUCUCUCGACUCAUACGACGACAGCCGGCUCCGUGUCGCUCUCCGUCGCCGCAACGUCCCGACCGCUCCGGUCACCGCACGCGUGUUUGUCGAGCGGCCUUGUGAGACGAGCACUCGCCGACGCACGCGUGUAGCGUAGUUUGUGCCGUCGUCCCAACCUGUCUGCGACAUCUCGCGCUGCAUCGGUGGGCCUGCCUCGUGCCGUUAGUUUUGUCCCACCUCUGUGGCUCUCCGCUAACUGUGUGUGUGUGUGUGUGUGUGUGUGUGCGUGUUUGCUUUGACGCGGCUAGCCAAGCUGUUGGCGUGUCCAGGCGCGCGGUGCACGAGAGAAUUCAUUUUCCCGCGGAAGAGGUGCGUCACGGGCUCGGCAGUGACCAACGGUAUCGGCGGCGUAUCACCCGGAUUGUUUCGAUCAUUGGAACACGCCCUUCUCAUCUAUAUCGCCUUGAACUGGAACACUCCAUGCCUUGUCACUCCACGGACUCGUACGUAAACCCAUCUGCGGUGCCAGUGUGGGUAGCCGCACCGUUAGCGAAGACGUAUACCUCGCCCGCCAGAAGACGCACGAACUGACACCACGCCCGCGUGACCAAACAAGGAAAGGAUCCACGGUUUGCUUACUUGUGGCGACUUAAGCGCGCAAGUGGGGCGACUGUGUGUGACAUAACCGUCUCUUCCGGUUGGAGGAGCGGACUCUGCUUGCUUCCGCUUCAAGAGCUCGCCAUCAUUCACCGCGCCGAGCGACCACCGACUCUGCACCGUUGCGCAAAGGAGACAUGGGCGGACAACGCCCAUCGACGCGGCGCUUAAAGUGACGUUUCGGCUCGCCUCGAGUGCUCUCCCACACAGGCGGAGGCGCGUCUGCGCAUUCUUUUUUAUUGGAAUAUGUACUGCGUGGCGUGUGUACACUGACUCUGGGUGUUGUUUUCUAUUGGGUGGUUGAUGAAAGUCGGUGACCGAGCUCGCGUUGAGGGUCGCACUGCUUCGGCGCUCUCUCGUUUGUGUGGUUCCCGAAACAGCAGUUUCCUCGUACGCUUUCUCAGACAGUGCUUGGACAUUUACAUCGACGCCUAAUCCCGUCAUUGUUCCCGUAGUGACGGUAUUGUUUUAGUCGUCUAACUGCAUUGCUACUAGUCGUGAUAGCAGUGGGGAACAUUGUGCGUCUUGUGGGCCGAAAACAGUGGCGGUCUUCCGCUCCGUGAAGAUGUCAUUCGCUCACUGCGGGCUCUUCUUACAACUGCGCGUUGCUGUUCGUCUUGAAGCCUUUGCGAUGCCGAGCGACGAUGCGUUUCUCCCUGAAGACUCCGCGCGGCGCGCACUGCGAAGCGGGCAUUGACACGGGGUACAUUUGUGCUCGCGAGAGGUGUUUGUUUUAAAUCGCUCGUGCGCACUAGCUUUUGGUGAUUACUAAACUGGAAGUGGAAACGCCACCGCGAGGACAACGUGUUCCGCGUGUUCCUCUCAGCGGAAACCAUGGAUUCCGUCUUCCGUUACCUCUACUAUCACCAGGAUGACGACUCAACAAACCUUCAGCUGGCAGCCGAGCUGGGCAAGACGCUGCUGGAGCGGAACCAGGAGCUCGAGGAGACGGUGCGACAGCAACAGUUGCUCAUCGAGGAACAGGAACAGGAGCUGCAGCACCUGAGUCGACAAGCGGCGAGCCUUCGGGAGGUGAAUGAAUCGCGGCUCAAGAUAUACGAGCAGCUGGAGCAGAAUGUGGCUGAGCUGGAGAAGAGCAACCAGCGGCUGCAGCAGGAAUCGCGUGCCGACAAGAAGCGCAUACGCAGGUGCGUGCAUGUGUGGAAUAUGUGUCCCUUUAGCAAAUCAACAAGCACCCCCUUGGACCUGCGAGAUGAGGUCUCUUGA
Messenger RNA from Dermacentor silvarum, 2378 nucleotides. Its product is annotated as cerebellar degeneration-related protein 2-like. The record is from RefSeq and is a predicted model, not a curated record. The transcript is spliced from 3 exons. NCBI's taxonomy places the organism in Eukaryota, Metazoa, Arthropoda, Arachnida, Ixodida, Ixodidae. Bases 1986 to 2378 code for a protein of 130 amino acids.